AGAGAGAGGUGUUUCCCUUGGCUGUGGAAACUCUAUAAAGAGAGAGCUUGUUUCCCUUCUCGCGAGCAGUCAGCAGUAGGAGUCCUGUCCUUGACAUCUCAGCUGCCACAGGAUUGAGAAGUAAAACCCUUUGCCAGGGCUGGCACGAGUCACUGGCUGACAUGCAGCAGCCCUUCAAUUACCCAUAUCCCCAAGUCUACUGGGUGGACAGCAGUGCCAGCUCUCCCUGGGCCCCUCCAGGGUCAGUUCUCCCAUGCCCGUCCUCUGUGCCUGGAAGGCCUGGUCAAAGGAGGCCACCACCUCCGCCUCCACGGCCACCAGCACCACCGCCACCGCUGCCCCCAUUACCACUGCCACCUCUGAAGAAGAAGAGAGACCACAACACAGGCUUAUAUCUCCUUGUGAUGUUUUUCAUGGUUCUCGUGGCCCUGGUUGGAUUGGGGAUGGGGAUGUUUCAGGUCUUCCACCUACAGAAGGAGCUGGCUGAACUCCGAGAGUCCACCAGCCAAAAGCAUACAGAAUCAUCUUUGGAGAAACAAAUAGGCCACCCCAAUCCACCCUCUGAAAAAAAGGAACUGAAGAAAGUGGCCCAUUUAACAGGCAAGCCCAACUCAAGAUCCAUCCCUCUGGAAUGGGAAGAUACGUAUGGAAAUGCCCUGCUCUCUGGAGUGAGGUAUAAGAAGGGUGGCCUUGUGAUCAAUGAUACUGGACUGUACUUUGUGUAUUCCAAAGUGUACUUCCGAGGUCAGUCCUGCAACAACCAGCCCCUGAACCACAAGGUCUUCAUGAGGAACUCUAAGUACCCCCAGGAUCUGGUGCUGAUGGAGGAGAAGAUCAUGAAUUACUGCACUACUGGGCAGAUGUGGGCCCACAGCAGCUACCUAGGGGCAGUGUUCAAUCUUACCAGUGCUGACCAUUUAUAUGUCAAUGUAUCUGAGCUCUCUCUGGUCAAUUUUGAGGAAUCUAAAACAUUUUUUGGCUUAUAUAAGCUCUAAGAAAAGUCCUUUGGGAUUCUCUCCGUUAUGGUUUCUUGUUACAGACACUGAGAAUGUUGUCUUGAAUGAGGGUCUUCUUAAGCCUACUUGGGUCAAGUGAGGAGACAUGA
Galeopterus variegatus (Sunda flying lemur) is the source of this 1105-nucleotide messenger RNA. It is a transcript of the gene FASLG, whose product is annotated as Fas ligand (TNF superfamily, member 6). NCBI's taxonomy places the organism in Eukaryota, Metazoa, Chordata, Mammalia, Dermoptera, Cynocephalidae. The coding region runs from base 162 to 995 and encodes 277 amino acids. Gene Ontology annotation, molecular function: tumor necrosis factor receptor binding. The record is from RefSeq and is a predicted model, not a curated record. Gene Ontology annotation, biological process: apoptotic process; extrinsic apoptotic signaling pathway via death domain receptors; positive regulation of canonical NF-kappaB signal transduction. The transcript is spliced from 4 exons. Gene Ontology annotation, cellular component: membrane.